Molecule: messenger RNA, 2214 nt
Organism: Micropterus dolomieu (smallmouth bass)
Lineage: Eukaryota; Metazoa; Chordata; Actinopteri; Centrarchiformes; Centrarchidae
Exons: 4
Coding region: 298-1113 (271 amino acids)
Source: RefSeq, a predicted model, not a curated record
ACUGUGGAGACGCCGAGGGGGUGGGGGGACUCUUCAUCACAACAACUCAAACCAAAGGAGGGAAGCCAUAUCCAGCUCAAGACGCUGAAUGGAGCCUUUACUUUUUCAACUUUAUCUGUCAUUUCUACACAGUGAAGGACCGGAAGUGAAACAACUUAAAUGACAACUGAAGUUAUCCGUGCAUUUUUGAUACCUAGGGCAAAGUGCCACACCUUCGCUUAGCGCAACAGACGUGACCACAUUCGGACGAGAAGUUGGAGCUAGCUAGCUUGGUUGCUCCACAACACAGCUGGCCAAAUGGGUUGCCAAUGCUGCAGGAUGAUCAAAAGCUACAUCUAUGACCCCUCUGUGGCGGUGGAUGUGAGGAAGACUGACUCCGCAGGCGCCUCGCUCUACCAGCCCCAAUACCUCUCAGAUGCGGCCCCCAGCAACGACCCGCUCAGCAGCCACAACAAGCAGAAGCAGGGCUUCCGCAACAUGGGCUACAGCAAGUCCAACGACAGCACACUAAAACUAGAGGUGGACAACAACCAUGUCAACCGCAGGCUGCACGCCGCACCCUCAGCCAAUGAGGUGCACAGGCAGGGGAGCGAACCACUUCCAGAGGUGUACAUCAUCCAGCCAGAAGCUCUGGCACCGAGAUGGGGGAUGCAGGAAAAAGGCCCGAGCCAGGUGCCCAUUUACCCCAACAUAAACAAGUACGAGAACCAGACAAGUUAUGGUGAGCAGGAUCACCGUGCGACAGCGAUUGGGUGGGACAGCUCCAUCACUCAGUGUGUGACUGGCAACGAAAGCCUGUCAGCGGACGAGGUGGACGAGGGCGUGGGAGGGACGCCCGAGUAUCUGUGCGACACGGGCGACGAGGGUAGCGUCCUGUCAGUGGACAUCCACACCAGCACCACCAGCCUGUCCUCAGCAGACACCAGGGACGAGCUCAGACUGCCAAAGACUCUGGACGUUUCCACUGUUGAAAGCGGGAUCUCGGUGAUGAAGAGCGAGGAUGAAGAGGAGGCGAGGGACAAGAAGGAGGAGGUGCAGAGCGUCACAGACUCGAUGGUGGCGGAGGCUCUUGCUGCUUUGGAGGCCGCCACCGCUGGGGAGGACUGUGAGUGACAGACCUCUGCGCUGCCUCUUGCUCGUCACCUAAAAACUUGUGACUUGAUGGAGCAUUCAAAACCACCAUGAAACUUUGCCACGGUUCUGAACAACACCCCUUUUGUUUGGAACAAAUGAAGGAAAACUGUGUUUACAACAAAAAAGUACAGAUUUAUUUUUGAACUCAAAGUCUUGGAUAUUUUUUUAUUUUGCUCACACAGACAGAAGAUAAUGUCUGCCUUGUGAAGGAGGCGACUUUUCCAAUGCUGCAAGGUUUGUGUAAAGCCACAAAUGAAGAGACAUCAGUUUGUAGACUGUGACUAUCACCUUCGGUCUUAUCAACCCGUUAGCCCUUUUGAAUCUAGUGUAUUUAACACUCCACCGCCCUUAUAUGCCUGUACAAGCUCACACACUGCUUUGCCACGUCCAUACUUCCCUUGUACAGGUGCUAGUAAAAACAAACACGUUGCUUUUAUCACACUUUUGCCUCAUUUCGGGGCAAAGCUAUGCUUAUUGCUAGCAUAGAAUCAAUAUGUCCAUUGUGAACACACAGUCCUUGCCAUAGCUCCCUGUAUCUUCAGGAAUCUCACCCUCGUUUCACUGAGAGGGCGAAAAACAAAAGGUCAUCGCAUAUUUUUUAUACACUACCCAUGUUUUUUGUCUCUAUUGUGUCUUCUCUUGUUAUUUAUAAUAUCUUUACUCGCAUCGCUGUUGAUUUAUUGUGAGUAGAGACUGGACGUUGCUAUAGUCUGGAGCAGAGCAGUGAGAGAGGGAGGAUGAGAAGCGAUCCUUAUUUAUAGCUUAUUGUGUUGAUUUCAUCAGAAUAAAACAAAAUGAAUGAUGUAUGUAGAAAAUUAGUUUACACACUGUUCUUACAUCAUCAGACACAUGUACACUGACAAUUCUCACUGUUUAUUUUGUUAAUUCAUGUAAUUUAUCAGAAGAUCUAUGCACACUUGAAAUCUUGAGCAGGUUACCAAAGGAUAAAAAAGAAAACAUGUACAUGUCACUAAUAUCGCCUUAGUUUCUGCAGCCUUUCAACCUUAACCAAACUUUGAGCUUGACAAGAACAGCUAAGGCCAAAUCUUUGCUGAAUAAAGGGGCCAUCAAUUCACCCUA